AAAGACAGGAACGAAAAAAACAUGUCCGCCUCCUGUCAUCGAGCAAUGCGGUGAAUUUCUUCGCAGUAAAAUUGGUUUCAAAAUGCCGAAAAGCAACCGCAACUGCGCUGUAGGUGGGUGUUCUCACACCCAGAAGACGUGUCCCAAAGGGAGAUUCGUGGGUUUCCCGAACGAAGACCGGCAGCCGGAGAGAAGAGCGUUAUGGGUCAAGCUCGUUCAGCGUGGAAGCCAUUGGAUACCCACAAAGAACAGUCGGGUCUGCAGCUGUCACUUCUCCGGGGGUUACAAGGUCGAUGACCCCAACGACCCCGCCUACAACCCCAGCAUAUUCCCCCCGAUGCCGGAAUUGGACAGGCGGGUCCGGAAGACACUGAUGGAAGAGAUGUGUAGACGGAAGGCACAAGAGGGACAUGCCACAAUUGACAUGAACUUUGACCUACCUUUUCAACCUGCAAGCAGCCAGACAAACGACAACAAUGACUUCAUGACAUUUGUGUCGACCGCAUUAGAUCUGUCCACAGAAGCCAGUGAGGACUUCACCCAGGUUGUGAAAUCUGAGCCAGGUGUCUUGAUAUCAGACGCUGAGCAACUCGUCAAUGGCAGCAAAGAGACUGUAAAAUCAGAAGCUUUGCCAAGAGUUACGACUACAGCUGAGCCCACAACUGGUAGUAAUUUAAGCAUUGGUGGUCCGAUGACAUCUAGUUGUCAACUUACUACAGGCAAUCGGCUCCCCAGGGAUGGUCCAUUUUCCACCAGUGGUAAUCCUGGAUGGGUCUACAUCAACCAGUCCAGGCCUGUUGGGGGUGCAAUGAAUCUGACUCGUGAUGGCCAUGAGCCAGCAUCCAAACGGAGAAGGUUGCUUCUACCACAUCAUAAGCAACAGACUCCAGUACGCUUGCAGAAGUUUCAGUCGACAAACCGCAAGUUCACAGGGAAUCUCAGUGUCGCUAAGAAUCCCAGGAAUUCACAGAUGAGACACUUUUCAAGAGCAGCAGGGAGUGUUGACUUGAACAGGACCAGAGCCACAGACUUGUCCAUUGCUUCGUCAGAGCGAAAUGCGACAAGUGUCCAGCCUCGCAACUGUAUACUGUCUAACUUGUUGACAAACAGUCGGCCUAAAGAAGUACAGACUGUUCUGAGCGUGGCUAGCCAAGCUGAAUGGAACAGUUUAUCAGCACAGACCAACAGCAGGUGUGUUGGAUUCCAUGGAUGGAAUGAUAUCUGCUUCUCAAGGACCACCGUUUUGAGUGUCGCAGGGGUGAGCCCUGAAGUCUUUGACCUUCUGCUAGGUCAUCUCCCAGAGGUCAUGCCCGGACUACCUGCCCACAACUCACUGCUCUUAUUUCUGAUGAAACUGAAACUGAAUGUGCCAUUUGAGUUCCUUGCCAAUGUGUUUGGCAUCACUGCUGCCACUGCCUUAAACAUCUUUACUCAUGUCUUGUCCGUUAUGGUCACAUAUCUCUCAGAUUUGAUUCAGUGGCCAUCAGACACCUGUAAAGAUCCACUGCCUCAAGAAAGCCUCCGGACUUGUAUUCCUAAAGUUAGCCUCAUUAUCGACUGCUUGAUUAUUCAAACAGAAUUGAACCAACUUGAGCUGAUAUCACAGGAAAUAGGCACGUUUGCCGUCAAAAUCCUGGUAGGACUGCACCCCAAUGGCAGUGUAGGCUCUGUGUCCAAUGCCUACAGUGGUUGUGCCACUAAUAGUGAUAUGUUGAUCCACUUGAGAAUGCCAGAUUCUUUAGAAAAAGACAGUCAUGUGCUUCUCCUUCAGCAUGAUAGGGGUCUGCAGCAAAUUCUUACAGCUAAGGGUUUCAGGGUGCUAGCUCCUCCUUUUUCUUCCCGGCCCGUUCAUGGGCAGAAAGAUCCAAGCACGUGCUCUGAUUUUAAGGAAGUUCCUCAACGACAUACAGAAACCGUGAAUGAGUUGUCGAAGCUUCUUGAGCCGUCAGAACUUCCAGCUGGCACAGAUCCUGAAACUGUUGAUGGCUUUCUAGAAUCUGUUGAUGGCGUUCUAGAGUCAGUUGAUGGCCUUCUAGAGUCAGUUGAUGGCCUUCCAGUAGUAGCAGAAGCACCAUCCUCUACUGCAGGUCCUUCAUCUUGCCCUCAGCCUCAAGGAACUGUAAACACUACUGCCAGUGGUAUCUUUGCCGGGAAGAUGGCCCAGCGAUUGAGAUCCUUCAGUAUUCUUGCCAACAUGUUUGAGAGCAAUCUCUUGCCUCUCAUAGACGAUGUGGUCUGUGUUUGUGCGGCAUUAAAUAAUCUUCAGGAACCUAUAGCGGUAGUCUGACAGAUUGAGAAAGCAUCUGUUGACUGACAGUACAGAAAUGUCAAAGUUUUAAGAUGUUUCAUUAAGGAUGUUGAACUGUUGGAUAUUGUUGGAUUCUGCGGGGAUUUGAUCAAGAAAGAGAAUUUGUUAUCACCAGAUCAAGUGCAAUAAACAAUGUGAUUAUAGUUUGCGAAGACAAAAGAAAGAUGGAUCAUCCAACUCAGAUUAUCAAAUCUCAAUAAAGAAUAUUCAACAAAUUUUAUCUGGCAAUUUUAUUUAUCUUGGAAAAUACUGUCACAGCUGAAGUAUUGAAUUGCACAAACGGGCGUGAAACAAACUGUGUUCUGAUUAUUUUACGAAUUUACAUUAUAUUGUAAUGAAUCUUUUUUAUACAAAAUGUGAUGACCAGUCAAUAAAUAUUUGAACUCCGAAUGUAAA
Messenger RNA from Patiria miniata (bat star), 2704 nucleotides. RefSeq lists its product as uncharacterized. The record is from RefSeq and is a predicted model, not a curated record. The transcript is spliced from 3 exons. Lineage: Eukaryota; Metazoa; Echinodermata; Asteroidea; Valvatida; Asterinidae. Bases 83 to 2287 code for a protein of 734 amino acids.